Messenger RNA from Zingiber officinale, 1080 nucleotides. RefSeq names its product cell division topological specificity factor homolog, chloroplastic-like. Gene Ontology annotation, biological process: cell division; chloroplast fission; regulation of division septum assembly. The transcript has 2 exons. Bases 165 to 884 code for a protein of 239 amino acids. NCBI's taxonomy places the organism in Eukaryota, Viridiplantae, Streptophyta, Magnoliopsida, Zingiberales, Zingiberaceae. The record is from RefSeq and is a predicted model, not a curated record.
CGUAGUGGAUCAUAAUGGGAGAUGUAAUGGUUGCUAGGUUACUAUUUGGUCAUGGCAAAGUCAUCGGCGAUUAGGCCUUGUCAAGCUCCUCUGCGCUGAGCAAAAACUACGGCAUCUCCAGCAGCGACACUGCCUUCUAUAGCAAGGCCCCAAGGCCCCCAACCAUGGCCAUUUCCGGAGAUCUCAAUUUGGUUUUUGGCUCCUUGCAUUCGCCUCCCAACCACCGGCCCUUCCUGCCUACCAUCCUUUCUUCCAAGGUACACUUUCAUCAUUUUCGAAGUGGAGCUAGUGAUCUCAAGGUUGCACCCAAAUGGCUGCAGAUGAAACUGCCAAAUAUAAAUUCCAGGAACCGGAGCCAUAUGUGCUUUGGGAUGGGAGAAAACAAGUUGAAGCCAACUGUAAACCAAGAUGCUGAAGUAUUUCUUCUAAAUGUUGUUAACAUGAGCUUCCUCGACAGACUUAGUUUGGCCUGGAGGAUGCUGUUUCCCACAGCCAAAGUAAGAAAGAAUUCCAAUGCAAAAAUUGCAAAGCAGAGGCUUAAGAUGAUAUUAUUCUCUGAUAGGUGCGAUAUCAGUGAUGAGGCAAAGCAAAAGAUAAUUAACAAUGUUAUCGGUGCACUCUCUGAAUUUGUUGAGAUUGACUCCCAGGAUAAGGUUCAACUCAAUGUUUCCACAGGCACAGAUCUCGGCACUCUUUAUUCAGUAACCAUUCCAGUCCGUCGUGUACGGCCAGAGUACCAAGAUUCCGAGGAGGAUUACAUUGGAAACAUAUCAAACAUUGAGUAUAAAGACACUGGUGAAAAAUCAGGCAAUAUCGAUGUUAAAUUUGAUUUCUUCCUACCAAGUGACCAAUCGAAGAGCGUGAAUUGGAUAUCUGGCAAUUAAGUUUGUUGGUCAAGAAAGAACUCUGCUGCCGUUUGGAUCUCUGAUUCUGUAAAUAUUUGGAUUUAGAAUGUUGCUUGCAGGAUCUUGUUGAAACUGUAUGCAUUUAGUUCCAACUUUUGAAGAGUUGGCAGAUACAAUUUGAAUGCCUAUUUGGACGUUGAGUUGCAUAGUGCACUAACCUCUCUUGGUAAAACAA